GCGAGAUCUCCGUGCUGCAGCAGAUGUCGGCCGCGUUCUGGGAGGGCAAGCGGGCGCAGCUGCGGGCCGAGUCCGAGGCGCGGCUGCGCGAGAUGGACGAGUUCGUCGCGCGCGAGCAGGCGCUCGCCGGCGCGGCGCUCGGGGCGGGCGCUCCCUCCUCGGCCGGCUCCCUCGAGGCCGAGCAGCUCAAGAUUGACCUGGCGGCCGAGCGGGAGCGCGUGCGCCAGCUCGAGCUCGCGCUUGCGCAGCAGCAAGUCGACUCGGAGCACGCGCUGCAGCAAGUGUCGGCCUACUGGGUCGCGAAGCUCGACGACGCGCGCGCCCAGCUGCCUCCCGCCGCCACGACCGCCGGCCAGCCUGGCAGCGCCGCGCCCGCCGAGGCUGCGCCCGCCGUGCUGGACCUGGUGCCGCAGAGCCUGCCGGAGGUGCGCGAGGACAUGACGCUGCGAGAGCUGCGUGCCCAUCUGCUGAGCUACGGCCUCUCCACCACCGGCCUCAAGUCGGAGCUGCGCGCGCGCCUCCAGCAGGCCAUGAUGGACGACCGGCUCAAGCACCUCGCCUGGGACCCGGAGACCCUCUCGUGGGCCGCCCCGGCCGCCUGAGGCCGCGCCCUCCCUCGCCGCCUCCUGCCGCCUCCUGCCGCUCGGGGCUGCGCGUGCCCGCGGAAGCCGCCGGUCUGUCCCGGCUCCGCGUCGCAGACGCGUUUCUCUCC
Messenger RNA from Emiliania huxleyi CCMP1516, 712 nucleotides. RefSeq lists its product as hypothetical. Bases 24 to 602 code for a protein of 192 amino acids. The record is from RefSeq and is a predicted model, not a curated record. The transcript is spliced from 2 exons. Lineage: Eukaryota; Haptophyta; Isochrysidales; Noelaerhabdaceae.